This is a messenger RNA of Alosa alosa (allis shad), 1720 nucleotides long. RefSeq lists its product as uncharacterized. The record is from RefSeq and is a predicted model, not a curated record. Bases 67 to 1506 code for a protein of 479 amino acids. The transcript is spliced from 14 exons. Lineage: Eukaryota; Metazoa; Chordata; Actinopteri; Clupeiformes; Clupeidae.
AUCUGUAGAACUGUAGGAAAAACUAUCUGUUUUUGUACCCCCCCCCCCCUCUCUCUGUGUGCAUGGAUGUGGGGUGUGAGAGGAUUCUGUCCCUCCCAUGCCAUGGCAUAUAAGUCUCACAGAGUUCACCAACAAUGCACUCUGCCUUCCAUACUGGAUACAUAUCUGUCUCCUGAUCUUAAAAACAAGAGACACAAUGAAGCAAAGCCAUUCACUCAGAAGACUUUCAGCUCCAUCAGCAAGAAGGAGGCCUCCACCUUUCAAAUGCUCAUUGGCCUGGACCCAGAUCCUGAUGAGCUAGCACAGAUGAAACACAAAGCGCUUCAGGAUCAGCACCACCUGGAGGUGUACUGGGGUAUGUACCGUCUGAGAGAUGAACUGGCCCACCGCUACGCCGCACUGCUGAGAGAGAAGGUGCAGCGGCAGAGACUGGAGAUCAGACAGCGCGAGGAACACCUCAUCCAAACUCAACGCAGCCAGAUAAAAAAAAAAAAGAAGAAGAGUCCAGAGGGCCAGAAACUCAGCCGCCUCACAGUUUCUCACAACGAAGUACAUUUCAGAGAUUUCCCUAAAACCACUUAUUAUCUGAUCCUGGAAGUGCAGAGCCUGCUGGUCCAGCACGGCUAUCUGAAGACCCAUCAGGAGCGGGAGCUGUUCAACCAAUGGGUGGACCAGCACCGUAAAGGCAGCAAGCUGAGAGAGAAGCUCAACCAGAUGGUGAUUUGCAGCAAGUCAGCUCCAAAUCUAGGGUUUGAGAGUCUCAUGAAACGACAAUUUCUGCUGCCCAAGAUUCACAUCUCAAGUCAUGACAGAGACCCUCAGGAAGAUACGGCCGUGGGGAGGCAGGGUAUGCUGGGGGAGAGCGGAGGCAGUACCCCCGACCCGGGAGGCAAACAGGCACAGGAGUGGGACGGAGCUAAACAAAUGUUUCCCAAGAUGGUCUCCCAACCAGUCAGGAGGCCCAAGUUUGCUACCCUGCAGCCCAGCUUUAUGGACGCUCUCAGAAAUACUAUUCUCCCAACAGCCCCCAAGCUUCCUGAGAAGAGGAGCAUAGAUAGUAACCUGCUGAAGCUCCGACUCAUGCACAACCUCUCUCUCACUCACAUGGCCUUCUCUCAAAGACUGUUGGGGAAAGGUGGACCUAUUUUGGAGGAUGGAUAUCAAAUGAGACAUCUGAGUGAUUACAUGUUCCCACAUAGUAAUGACUUCAUGGAAGCUGAUCAAACCACCAGAAAAACUCUCCUCUCUUCUUUGUCGCAAAGCCUCAGCAACAGGACCACAUCAGAUGUAGAUGGAGACACGGAGCCUACCCCAGCUCUCUGCCCACAUACUGAAACUAAAUCAGAAACUCAGGAUAGGAAGCCUUGUGAAGGAGGGAUUGCUUCCGUUCAUCCAGAGGAGCCCUUGUCUAUAAAUGACUUGCUUCAGCAAAACACAUCACCUGUGGACGAUUGCAGUGUGAAGAUGUGGCAGAAUUACAGUAUGCUUAAGUGUUGCAUUAAAUGACCUUGAGGAAAUGCAUGGUAUGCAGACUCUGAAAAAGUCUGCUUUGCCAGGAUGUUGAAAUUAUGUGACAAAGAGCUGUUUUGUGUAGAAUGAAAGCAGCUGCUUCAUGCAUUUGGCAUGUCUAGUAAUACUGACAUUAGAAACCAACCCUUAAUUAAUAUUUAGGCACUUAUUUGGUGUGAUGAUCAUGCCCUGAAUUACUUUUGUGUGAAAC